AUGGAUUAUAUGACAUCCUGGCAUCAAGAUGAGUCCCAGACUGAAAGUGGCAGGACCAAGAACCUUGAGAUACUGGGGUCAGGUCAAGGUCAGGUCAUCAAAAUGUUCACUCCGCAUGCUCCGCUUGCUCCUCAUGCUCCUCAUGCUCCUCACGCCCCACCAAACCGUCCAACAAGUCGACCGCAAUCCAGAGCCAGAAGUGCAAAGCGGCGUGUGGAUAUGUUUAGAGCAGCAGAGGACCCUGACGGAGAUAACAUAGAAGCAAUACUAGCACAGAUGGAGCAAGUGAACCAGGCUCCACGAGACCUGCCUAUGUAUACUGGAUGUGACUGUGCCACAAGACCACAAAAAGUCAAGCAAGACACCAGACUAUCACCUGAACCCACUGUAGAGAGUUAUGCAGAUGAUUCAGACUCGGAUAAUGAAGGUGAAGUAAAUCUUCCUGUCCUUCUGGGGAUGCUACAGAAACUGAAGGACACACCACUGAGACGGACCUCCAACAAAGCCUUCCUUACGCUAGUUUCCAGCCUUGACAAAGAGUCAGAGAUCGACAAGGAACAAGUUCAACAGAUUCUGGGUUACCUGAAAGAUGAAGUAAUUGUAGAAGUCCAGGAAUUAGCUCUAGGGCUGAUCAAACAGCUAUGUUUUCACCACAACAACACAGCCAAGUUCAUGGCAGCUGAAAUCCUCAAUACUGUGGAAAAGAUCUUAGUAUCCAUGCGACCACUCCAACCUUAUGUUGCUGCUGUUGGUGUUCUGGAGGCAAUAGUCAGCCAUAAAGAGUUCCUAUCUGCCUGGCUGGAGCCAGUGAUGCGUGUCUUCCCUGGCUUGAUGCGGCACCUCCAGAUUGAAGAGACUGUGGAGGCAAAAUAUGCCAUUUGCUGUCUUUUCCGUCGCCUUGCGCAGUAUUCACAACUCUCAUGGAACAUUCAGAAUGAGGCCAUACCAGUAAUAGAUGUGACCAGAGGAAAAAGUGACAAACUGAGUGAGGUAUAUACACAGGUGAUGAUGGAGGCUGUACAACACUCAGAUGAGGUGUCUAUAGGGUUGAUACAGAAUGGGGCCCUUCCCACUGCCACCAAAAUACUACAAGAUGGUCCAUGUGGUCCGCAGAAGCAUGCCUUGGCCCUACUCUCAGCACUGACUAUGAAAGACCUAGGUAUCGCCUCUACUAUUGAUGAUGAGGAGCUUAUGACACUAGUGCUGCGAUGUAUCAAGGAAUCAAAGUGCAGGCAAGUCUGUGGAGAGGCUGCUUGUGUCUUAGCCAAUACGUUUAUGACGCGGAGCCGUGGACGAUGUCGUGAUCUGAUGGUCCAUAUUGCUGACUACUUGGUGCCAGCUACCAUGGAGAUAGAACUGUUACAGACUUAUAGUCUAGCUGGGGACUCACAAAAACUGCCUCUAAUAAGGAAUAGGCAUGAACGAGAAACACAGCUAUGGAACGGACUACACACACUAUGUCGUGUGAUGUGUGACAUCAUAUGUAGAGAAGCUAAGGUAGAAGUAGAUGAGGAUGGCUGUCCACAGAGGAUUGGACUGACCGCCUCCACAACAUCUGGGACACCCUCCCCAGGAGUGACAGUGAUCAGCCACUGUAUUAGAGUACUGACAAAUGUGUGUAUUUGGGCAGCAAGCAAAUCUCGACAUGACUUCUACAAGAUCGACCUUCAUCACUUUGCACACACAGAGUCACAGAGGGUGAAACUGUCCAAACUGAACAGGGUUCUUACCCAUUUUAUAUGGGACAUUGCUGGGCGCCUCGUCUCUGUGGUGAUGGCCCAGUUCUCCUCACAGCUACGCCGCCUGCUGGUUUUGGCUGACCUUCUGUAUGACCCAAAGAUGAGGAUGAAACAGGAUAUAUCUGGUACGGUGGUGAAAAAGGGCACUAAUCAGAGGCUUCUUGUGGAACGUGCCAUCUUAAGGAAUGGAACUGUUGAUCUGUCUAGGAUGUUUGUGAGUGCAGAAAUUCAGCUGAUCAAAGUUUGCCUGGACUUUCUAUUGUGUAUGUCUUUGUGUACUUGUAAAGAGUUUCCAAAUCUGCAAAAACAUGAGACUCCACCGGGGAGUGGCAAUAAUAGAAAUAAUUCCAACAAAGGCACAACAAAUGGCCGACCACCAAGUGGUGCUUCGUCCAAUGGCCGUCCAUCCUCUGAUUUAGCCUCGAAAGAAAAUGGCUGGGUCAGCAGUAAAGCAGAGAAGUCAAGGAAAGAGCCCAACACAGAGGAUGAUGAUGAGUGUGAGUCUAAACCUACACAGAACAGUGACCAGAAGGAGCAAGGCCUGGCCAGUGAACGUCGAAACCUUCGUCGACAUCUGUAUGAGGCCGGUGUGUUCUACUGUGUAACACCACUACUUACAGUCUCUGACCACCUCUGUCAGGUUCUGGCAUGUCAGAUCUUGAGAUGUAACAUACAACCUGUGGAGGAGAAGAUCUUAUUCCCUUCAUCCAAGGCAAUGCGCAGAAGGCCACAUUCAGCUGUGAACAGGAAAGACAUGGAAAAGAAACUAAAUGUGGCUUUACACCAGAUGUCUCCAGACUUCGCUGUCAUCAUAAAGGAAGCAAUCGGGCCCCGCCCUGGAUCAGCUCAUCCUGCCUUCAGUGUGUCCUCAGGAUCAGGUGAUACUGACGACACUAUGACUGUUAGCUCCACCUCAGGAGAUGGUAUUGAUGACCCGGAGACUGCAGCCCGAUUGGCUGAUUAUAUGGAACAAAGUAAGAAAACAGAGAAAAUAAAAAAGUCUGUGGACUUUGGUAUACCAGUGACAGGCCCCACUCUUGACCCUCGACAAUCCAUGGCUCAGCAAUGUCGCCAGCUCCUGGUCAAGGAGGCUGGCCACAGAGUGAUUUCUGGUGUGUUCACCGCCCCCAAACCAAACCGCUGUCAUUUCAUCUCCCUCAUAUAUGACAUCGUACAUUUAGGAGAUCACGAACUACACAUGAAGUUAGCAGAGUUUGGGUGUAUGCAAAAAUUAUUGGACUUCAUCAGAGUGAACACAGAAAGUGAACUUUUGGAAAUAAUAGGAUUGAUCAUUAUCCAGAUGCUGAUUAAGAGUGACCCACGCUUGAGACAAAUAUUUGAACGCCAUGGCGGCACCAGACUGAUGAUGACCAUGAUGUCUAAGUACAAUAGUGGACCUCUGAGGGACGAAAUCAAAAACACCAUGAGAGCAGUGUCCAGUACUGGUAUCACUGCUCAGCCUACACGAGCCAAGCCUGUGGACAAGGGGAGACUACCCCCAGAUGUGUGGGAUCAGAUACAAUUGAGGUGGAAAGAUGAAGAUAAGGUGAAGACAGUGCUACGCAACUGGAGAAGUGAUGGUAAGAGGUGACGACAACAGCCAAGUGACACAGACUACAUGGAGUCUCACUACAGAUGGGUUUCUUGUUUAAGAGAUCCAAUAUAUCACCUUUCCUAUGACAUUGCUUUGAUCUU
Ylistrum balloti is the source of this 3434-nucleotide messenger RNA. RefSeq lists its product as uncharacterized. Bases 1 to 3330 code for a protein of 1109 amino acids. The transcript is spliced from 18 exons. Lineage: Eukaryota; Metazoa; Mollusca; Bivalvia; Pectinida; Pectinidae. The record is from RefSeq and is a predicted model, not a curated record.